Messenger RNA from Dovyalis caffra, 519 nucleotides. NCBI's taxonomy places the organism in Eukaryota, Viridiplantae, Streptophyta, Magnoliopsida, Malpighiales, Salicaceae. The record is from the annotation of a GenBank genome assembly.
AUGGUACCGAUCAAGUGUGUGCAAGAGAUGUCCAUUGAUGGCGAUGAACCACCACAGGAAUACACUGUCAAAGAAUGCGGUUUUGCUCCCACGGACUUGUCAUCAUCCUCACGUCCAUUUCCCAUCAUUGAUAUCAGUCUCUUCUCCUCUUCAUCUGCUGCUUCCAAAAGAGACGUGGAAGUUGCGCUGGAAACUUUAAGAUCAGCUCUCAGCUCAUCAGGAUGCUUUCAGGCAGUAGGACAUGGGAUGUCAAGUUCAUUCCUAGACAAGGUUCGCGAAAUGACGCAUCAAUUUUUUGCAUUACCAGUUGAAGAGAAUCAGAAAUGUGCCAGGAGAUUGAACGAAAGUGAAGGGUAUGGGAGCGACAGGGUAGUUUCAGAAAAGCAAGUUCUAGACUGGUCAUACCGCCUCACUCUUGGGGUGUUUCCAGAAGAUAAAAGAAGGAUGAAUCCUUGGCCAGAAAAUCCAAAUGAUUUCAGGUUAAUUGUAUAUUCUUGUUUGAAUGCAACUGCUGCCUGA